AUGGACGGACAAGCAGAGGGAUCGUCCCAGUACAGGCGCGUUCAUCUCCCUCCGCGUUCCGAGUACCGUUUCGAGCUCGAGCCGCACGAGAGACUGUCGAUUCGACUCGUCCAGGGCCGCACGCAAAGCGGUGAGGACCCGGAUGCCGAGAUCUUCGGUGCUGAACUUGUUGGUGGAUCGCAGGAACGAUGGUAUCCUUUCGGAGAUGAGGCUAAAGCUGCUGUCUCUUCGUGGAGAGGAGCCGAGAUCGAAGUUGCCGGAUCCGCUUCUACAGAAUACCUCGCCGAGGAACCAUCUCCGGUUUAUACGGCAUAUUCCAACUUGCACCUCUACCUGGAACGCAAACGUAUUCAAGCACGUCAAGCACUGAGAGCUGAUGCAAAGCUGCUCACGACACUGGCGAGCUCGGUCCUCGACCCUAGCUACAUCGCUCCUCGCACUACAGACCCGAAUACCGAGACCGAAUCCGAUCCGAGUGGCACGGCGGCGGCCACCGUGUAUCGACCCGAGGGACAGGGUCCGAGAGUCAUGAUUCUAGGUCCCGAGUCGGCAGGCAAAACAAGUUUGGUCAAGCUUCUCGCCAACUAUGCGCUUCGGUCGCCCGCUGUCGCUAGUCUUGGGAAAGGCGAAGCGGCCAAAGUGGCCGAAAGUCUGCGCACAGGUGGAGACGGUAUCAUCUAUCCCAACAUGGAGGACAACUUAUCAGAAGAAGCCAAGAAGCAGAAGCGCGAGGAGGAAAAGAGGAGCGAUAUCACCGGAUGGUGGCCCGUCGUGGUGAACCUUGAUCCGAGCGAUGGUGCGCCGCCGCUGCCGUGCUGUCUGUCGGCUUUGCCACUGUCUCCGCUCCCGCUCGCAUCGUUGCCAUCCGCUUCUCCGGCAUACGCAUUCGGUACCAACACAAGCACAACAGGUGCGAUCCCACCAGGCACAUCGACUGCCCACGGAGUGGCUCCGCUCUCACUCUGGCUCGGAAAGGAAAACCUACGCGAAAAUGAGCGUCACUUCCGCCGUGUCGUCGACUGGCUUGCAGAGGGAGUCGAACGCCGAUUUGCACGCGAUUUCCGGUCACGCAUGUCGGGUCUCAUCAUCGACACUCCAGGCGUUAUCACUGCAGAUGCACGUAACAAAUACGCCUUCAUCCAACACUGCGUCAAAGCGUUCAAGGUCGAUACGAUUGUCGUGCUCGGCCAUGAGAAGCUCAAUUUGGAGAUGACCAAGCUGUUUGCGUCUCCUGCGGUCACCACAGUCGAAACAGCAGAGAUCCCAGGAUCAGCAGGACAGCGCUUACCUAGAGUCAACGUGAUCAAGCUUCCCAAGAGUGGAGGCGUAGUCGAGCUGGACGAGACCUAUCGAUCGCGCCUCAAAGCUCUGCAGGUGAAAACCUACUUCUACGGUGGGUCCACCUCUGGUUCUGCCAACACGGACGGCGGGGUUCCGAAGCCCGUUCUACCGGGACACUCGGACCCUUUGGGUGGCGUACCCUCUCUCAGCCCUUACAGCACCACGAUCCCGUUUGAUUUGCUGGAAAUCUACAAGGUCGGCCAAGAGAGUCUCGCUCCAUCCUCGGCCUUGCCCAUCGGGGCGUCACGUACUGUCACCGAGACGCAGCUUGUCAAGUUGGAUCCGACCAACUCGGCGGCUGAUCAGACGAGCUUGCUGCACAGUGUCCUGGCUCUCAUCCAACCACCACGCGGCGGAGGUGGAGCAGGACAGCCAGAUUCUUCCACAAACCCGACCGACGAUGAGAUCAUCGGUGCGCCCAUUCUGGGCUUUGUUCACGUCGCAGACAUCGAUACUGUCCGUAAGAAGAUAACCGUACUCUCUCCUAGCGCAGGAAGGCUGCCCAGCAAGACGGCCAUUAUCGGCUCAUUGGAUUGGCAGGACGUGUGA
This is a messenger RNA of Mycosarcoma maydis (corn smut), 1890 nucleotides long. RefSeq names its product cleavage polyadenylation factor subunit CLP1. The transcript has a single exon. Gene Ontology annotation, cellular component: mRNA cleavage factor complex; nucleus. Gene Ontology annotation, molecular function: polynucleotide 5'-hydroxyl-kinase activity. Lineage: Eukaryota; Fungi; Basidiomycota; Ustilaginomycetes; Ustilaginales. The coding region runs from base 1 to 1890 and encodes 629 amino acids. The record is from RefSeq and is a predicted model, not a curated record. Gene Ontology annotation, biological process: tRNA splicing, via endonucleolytic cleavage and ligation.